Messenger RNA from Rubroshorea leprosula, 943 nucleotides. The record is from the annotation of a GenBank genome assembly. NCBI's taxonomy places the organism in Eukaryota, Viridiplantae, Streptophyta, Magnoliopsida, Malvales, Dipterocarpaceae.
AUAUCUCACUUUUCUUCUUUUUCUUCUUUCACACCUCUGCCUGAAAAUGGAGGACCAAUGCAGUCCAUUUAGCUGGGGAUUUUGCUACCAGGAUGAGGGAAUGGAGGAGUUAAAGCAUACACUUUUAUACACAACACUGGAGUUGGAGACAACAAGGGUAUCAGCGAAGGAGGAGAUUGCAAAGAGGGAAUUUGAAUUGAUUCAAAUCCAAGAUGUCCUAAGCAGGACAAUCAAAGAGAGGGAUGAAGCUCAGACAAGAUGCCAGAAUCUGAUGCUGGAGAAACUCAUACUCAAAAAACAGCUAGAGCAGAACCAGCAGCAGAAAGUGAAAGUAAAUCAUCAAGAUGCAGCUACACUUUCUGGGAUUUCUUCAGGCAGUGAUGAUGAAUCAAAACCUCUUAAUUCCAACAACCUAAUUUCCAGUUCAGAUCCUAACAGAGGCAUAGUUCCAAUUCCACAACUACAAUCUGAAGCACCCCUUCCAGAAGAGGCCUUAAAAUUGGCAGCUAACAGGCCUUUACCAGAGAAAGGGAAGCUACUUCAGGCAGUAAAGGAUGCCGGGCCGCUGCUGCAGACCCUUCUCCUGGCUGGACCUCUCCCUCAAUGGCAACACCCUCCUCCACUCCAUCCCAUUGAGAUUCCACCGGUGGCCGUGGCCAUAUCGUCCCCAAAGACUCCGCAACUCAUACAUCAAGACUCCUUUAACAGUCUUAAUGGAUGUUUAAGCAAGAAAAGGGGUUUAGAGCCCCGUGAAGGCUCUGACUCUUCCCCUAAAACCAAGUAUCAGAAGGCAGCUUUUAGCUGAGUGUUGCUGUUGCCUACUUACCCUUUAGGAAUCAGAUACUCAGAUUUCCUAACCUCCCUCCAUUGUUGAACGUGGAGACUAGAACUGGUUUUUAUUAAUUCUGCUAAUCAUGUACAUCAAUGAAAUGUGAAAUGAAUU